AUGUCGGUCCUCGAACAGUUCAUUGACGAUGCCACAUUGGUCGCUUCUGCCCCUUCCCUUCCUGUUCUGCCGUUCUGCUUUGGUGCCAAGGCGAAGGUUUUCCCGGACGAUGCUGCUGUCGCUAACUUUGAGAAAUCUGACUGGUCGCCAUCCCUGUCCUCGACCCUGUACAGGGUUGAUGGGUGGGGCCCACCCUACUUCUCCGUCAGCUCCUCCGGCAACAUCUCGAUCCUCCCCCAUGGAAAGGAGACAAUGCCUUCCCAGGAGAUUGACCUCUUGGAGAUCACGAAGAAAGUAACUGAGCCCGUGUCCUCGGGUGGCCUAGGGUUAUGCCCGCCUUUCAUUGUGCGGUUCCCUGAGAUGCUCAAGCAUCGGCUCGAGUCCCUGCAGUCGGCUUUUGACUCAGCUAUUGCAUCUCAGGUCUAUGGGGCGACCUACCAAGGAGUAUUCCCCGUGAAAUGCAACCAAGACAGAUUCAUUAUUGAGGAUAUUGUGAAGUUCGGGUCGCCGUUCAGGUUUGGACUGGAAGCCGGUUCAAAACCGGAGCUACUCCUCGCAAUGCAUUGCUUAUGCAAAGGUUCCUCCGAGGCAUUGCUGGUUUGCAAUGGGUUCAAGGACUCGGAGUACAUUUCUCUUGCACUUAUCGCAAGGAAGCUUGCUUUCAACACGGUGGUCGUGUUCGAGCAAGAGGAAGAGCUUGACCUAGUGAUUGAACUGAGCAAGAAGCUCGACAUUAGGCCCGUUGUUGGUGUGCGGGCGAAGCUGAGGACCAGGCACUCAGGCCAUUAUGGAUCGACCUCAGGUGAGAGGGGCCAGUUUGGGCUUACCACGACACAGAUACUACGCAUCGUGAAAAAACUCGAGCAAGAAGGGAUGCUAGACUGCCUGCAACUGCUGCAUUUCCACAUUGGUUCCCAGAUCCCUACAACUGCAGUUGUUGCCGAUGGGGUCUCCGAGGCAGCUCAAAUUUAUUGCGAACUUGUUAGGCUCGGAGCAAACAUGCGAGUUGUCGACAUCGGGGGAGGACUCGGCAUUGACUAUGAUGGAAGCAAAGCUUCUAACUCCGAUGUUUCCGUUAGCUACACGCUAGAAGAAUACACUGAAACCGUUGUCAAAACCCUCCGCUCCAUCUGCGACAAAAGAUCCAUUACGCAUCCGGUGAUUUCCAGCGAGAGCGGCCGAGCCACCGUGUCCCAUCACACAGUUCUGAUCUUUGAGGUGUUCAAUUCAAGCUCACGCGAUUCAAACGCAGCUGAGUCGUCUCUUCUUGAGCAGCAGCGUUUCCUUGAUGGCCUUCAAGCAGAUGCACGCGCCGAGUACAUGAACCUGUUCUCCGCAGCCAUGAGGGGUGAUAACAACACAUGCCUGCUCCACGCCAACCAGUUGAAGCAGCACUGCAUUCGCCGGUUCAAGCAGGGGGCCUUGUCUAUCGAGCAGCUGGCAGAAGUCGACGGGUUGCACCUCAAGGUCUCUAAGGCCGCCAGUGAACCCUCGAGCCUUCCUGUGCAUACGUACCGCAUGAAUCUUUCCAUAUUCACCUCGAUUCCUAACUAUUGGGGCACGGGGCACCUGUUCCCCAUAAUGCCCAUUCACCGGCUCGACCAGAGGCCGACCAUGAGAGGGAUGCUGUCGGAUUUAACCUGCGACAGUGAUGGGAAGCUCGCCACCUACAUAGGAGGAGAAUCAAGCUUGCCUUUGCAUGAACUGGAUGGGAACAAGAACGGACAUUACUACUUGGGUCUUUUCCUAGGCGGGGCCUACGAGGAAGCCCAGGGCCAGAUCCACAACUUGUUCGGAGCACCCAAUGUGGUUCGAGUUGAGUCUGAAGCUGACAACCCUGGUGGUUUCAUAAUGACUCGUGCACUACUUGGCCCGAACUGCGGGGACCUCCUUCGGGUCAUGCGUCACGAGCCCAAGGCCAUGGUGGAAGCAUUCAGGCACCGAGCAGAGGAGCUAGGUGCAGUCGGAGGCGACCAAGAUGGGCUGGCAACUGAGGCCUUAGCGGGCGGGCUUGCACACUUUUUCAGCAGCUGGCCCUAUCUCGUGUCGACUUCGACCUAG
Molecule: messenger RNA, 2061 nt
Organism: Punica granatum (pomegranate)
Lineage: Eukaryota; Viridiplantae; Streptophyta; Magnoliopsida; Myrtales; Lythraceae
Source: RefSeq, a predicted model, not a curated record